Messenger RNA from Cannabis sativa, 1101 nucleotides. RefSeq names its product D-galacturonate reductase-like. The transcript is spliced from 3 exons. Gene Ontology annotation, molecular function: aldose reductase (NADPH) activity. The record is from RefSeq and is a predicted model, not a curated record. Lineage: Eukaryota; Viridiplantae; Streptophyta; Magnoliopsida; Rosales; Cannabaceae. Bases 72 to 1049 code for a protein of 325 amino acids. Gene Ontology annotation, cellular component: cytosol.
AUACACAACACACUUUAGGGUAUAUUAAGGCAACACAAAGUUAAGACUUAUAUACAUAAGCACUAUACUAUAUGGCUAUUAUUAUUCCUAAAAUAGAAUUGAGGAGUAGUAUUAGUAGUAGUUGCAACAAUGAGAUCAAGGCCAUGCCUUUGGUGGGGAUGGGAACGUCCUCUUAUCCUCCUACCAACAUGGAAAAGGCGAAAAGCACCAUUGUUGAAGCCAUCAAAGUGGGGUACCGCCACUUUGACACGGCCUUUGUUUACGGCUCAGAGGAGCACUUGGCCAAAGCCAUUGCGGAAGCUUUAAGCCUAGGCUUGAUCAAAUCUAGAGAUGAGCUCUUCAUCACUACCAAGCUUUUCGCCACCUUUGCCCAUCGAGAUCUUGUGGUGCCAGCAAUCAAGAUGAGUCUUAGAAAGCUUGAAUUGGAGUAUGUUGACAUGUACAUUAUUCACUGGCCAUUCAAAUUGAGCAAAGAUGUGAAAAGUUUGCCUGUGGAGAGGGAACUUAUUGAAGCCUUAGAUAUAAAAUCAGUAUGGGAAGGCAUGGAAGAGUGCAAGAGACUUGGCCUAACUAGGGACAUUGGAGUCAGCAAUUUCACUUGUCAAAUGCUUCACCACCUACUUUCCAUAGCCAAAAUCCAUCCAGCUCUCAACCAAGUGGAGAUGAGCCCAAUUUGGCAGCAGAAGAAAUUAAGGGAGUUUUGUAAUGAGAAAGGUAUUCAUAUAACAGCUUACUCUCCAUUGGGUGCCUUUGGGACUCAAUGGGGAGACAAUAGUGUCAUAGAGUGUGAUGUCCUCCAAGAAAUUGCCAACUCCAAGGGAAAGACUACUGCUCAGAUCGCAUUGAGAUGGGUGUACGAGCAAGGGGUUAGCUUAGUAGCAAAAAGUUACAACAAGGAAAGAAUGAGAACAAACUUGGACAUCUUUGAUUGGUCUUUGACCCAUGAAGAAUCACAUAAGAUUGCUCAGAUUCCCCAAAGAAAGACAGUUACUUUCGCAUCUAUCCUAGGGCCACACGACCUAGUACUUGAUAUUGAUCAACAAUUAUGAUCAUUAAUUCAUUAAUUUAAAUCAUUAUAUAUGUAUUCGGAUUCAUCCACAC